UCAGUAAUGGUUUCAUGAUUAUCGUCAGACAUUAGUUCUAGAUUAUUAUUGAGUUCAAAUUCCAUCGUCUACCAUGGCGAGAUUCGAACCGUGAUCCCCAGAAUAUUAGCUGGAUGUCUGAAUUAAUAGCCUAGCGAUAAUACUACUGGAACGUCGCCUACCCUUAAAAUGGGAAGCUUUGAUUUACCACCAGAGGGUACAAUUGUAGUUUUAAAAUCAGCUUCUUUUAAAUGACAUGGCACCGUUCAUGUUUUGGAACAAAGCCCAUUUUCCCUAUAACCGGGAUUUUCGUGGAUACAUUGUAAUAUCCGGCAUAGACGUCAGACCAGCGGAGGGAGGGAUGGUAUAGCGGAGCCUCUGCCAUGUGUCGGGACGAGGCGGAGCGUAGCAACAUUAACCAGAAAACCAGUUGUCAGAUGAGCUGCAGAAGCUGCAAUGAGCGGACGUGUCGGAGACCUGAGCCCGAAACAGGCAGAAACUCUCACCAAGUUUCGAGGGAAUAUUCAAGAUAUCCUGUCUGGCCUUCCUGCUCAGGAUGACCACUUUCUCCUACGAUGGCUCCGAGCCAGAAGUUUCAACCUUCAGAAAGCAGAGUCAAUGAUUCGCAAGCAUGUCGAGUUCAGGAAACAGAUGAAAGUUGACACUCUCACAAGUGCCUGGGAACCCCCUGAGGUCAUUACUCGUUAUUUCGCUGGAGGCAUGUGCGGCUAUGACAAAGCAGGCAGCCCCAUUUGGUAUGACGUGAUCGGCCCUUUGGAUCCAAAAGGUUUGAUGCAUUCGGCAUCUAAGCAGGACUUUUUAAAGACAAAAAUCCGAGACUGCGAGCUGCUACGAGAAGAAUGUUGUAAACAGUCUAAAAAGCAUAAUAAACACAUUGAGGCAAUCACAAUGAUCUAUGAUUGUGAGAAUCUAGGAAUGAAACAUUUAUGGAAACCUUCAAUUGAACUGUAUGGAGAGGUGCUUACCAUGUUUGAGGAUAACUACCCUGAGGGUUUAAAGACAUUGUUUGUUAUCAAAGCACCAAAGCUUUUCCCUGUGGCCUACAACCUCAUAAAACAUUUUCUUAGUGAAGACACAAGGAAGAAAAUUCAAGUAUUGAAAAGUAAUUGGAAAGAAGUGCUAUUGCAAUAUAUUGAUGCAGAACAACUCCCUGUUUAUUACGGUGGAACUCUCACAGAUCCAGAUGGGGACCCAAAAUGCCCGAGCAAGAUAAAUUUUGGUGGUGAUGUACCAAAGUCAUAUUACAUCCUUGAGUCCAUUAAGCAACAAUAUGAAAACAUGGUCACUGUCAACAGGGGCUCGUCUUUUCAGUCUGAAUACGAAGUGCUGUUCCCUGGCUGUGUUUUAAGGUGGCAGUUUAUGACUGAGAGUGCAGACAUUGGGUUUGGUGUCUAUCUGAAGACAAAAAUUGGAGAACGACAGAAGGCUGGCGAAAUGGUUGAAGUGGUUCCUAACCAGAGAUACAAUAGUCACCUGGUACCUGAGGAUGGAACAUUUACCUGCCAGGAACCUGGAGUCUGGGAGGUGCCCGGUGACUGGAAAACAGUUAAUGUGGUUCAAUAUUCAAGAACGGAUAUAGAAAUGAGCCUGAGAAUUCAGACCAGUGAGUCUCACGGCAGUAGCAGGGAAAGUGUUGGAGAAAAUUCUGAAGGAGAGCAUCUGUCUCCAUUGGAGAAGCAAGACUUGAUGAGAAGGCGUCAGCAUGGCUUUGUCAGAAAAGAUGUUCUAAGAUUUGACAACACAUACAGCAUCAUUCAUUCGAAGAAGGUUAGCUACUCAGUAGAAGUGUUGCUGCCAGACAAGGGGUCAGAAGCUCAAAUGGAUGAUCUCGGAAAGAAGAUAAAAGAAAUGGAUGUCAGUAAAAUAUAACAACCCUGGCAGGAGAUGAAUCUGUAAGGCAACUUUACAAUGAGGCGAACUCAAAUUCUCUGCAGUGAUGCACUGAAUGGAUUGGCAUGUUUUAAUGACUGCUGAUUGUAAACUCAGCAGAGCCAGCUGUGGUGUGUGAACUUUGUGCGAUAUGGACCAUGUUGAGUAAUCAAAUGGAUUAACAUGUAUCAGUGAAAACUGGGAUAAGCUGAGUGCCUACUAAGCAUGCUGCUUUUUACCAUAGAGUGAAUGGGACAUACACUAACACGCAUGCAUACACACAUACCGUUUUUAUUUAAAAGACUUGCGUCUAAUAUUUAGCACUGAAUUUUUUUGUUUAUACAAGAGAAUUACAUUUAUCUUUAUACUACAUAUGUGUUAGAGUAUUUGGCUACUGUACUGACAAAUGACCCAUUAAGCAUUGGAUAAUAGGCCACAUCUGUGGUACAUCAUUCAUCUCAGAAUGAUUCAAAUUAAGUUAUAAAGUGCUGAGCUUUUCUCUUAAUUAGAAUUAAAUUAACAAUUAUUCAAUCUUAUGGUAUAUAAUUCUGAUCAAUGAUAACAUUACAGUUGAUUGUUUCCAAUUGAUGUUAAUGAAUUUCUGGUUGCUAUGAGUUAAUGUACCUUUACUGUUAAUGUCGAUUCUAAAUUGAGAAAAAAAAUUCUCAGCAAUUUCAUUUACUGUCCCAUUUUUGGACCUAUUUUAAUAUCUCCUGUGACAGUCCAGUAUCACUGUCAGUAUUCAGGUCAAGAAAGACAAUCGCUGCCCUGUUUUAAUUUAUCCUCCAAUUUGGUAAAACUGAUAACACAAAAUAAACUCAUUUCUUUGUUCAAGAACCAACUAAUACCAAAAACAUAACAUAGAACAUUACAGCACAGUACAGGCCCUUCGGCCCUCGAUGUUGUGCCGACCCGUCAUACCGAUCUCAAGCCCAUCUAACCUACACUAUUCCAUGUACGUCCAUAUGCUCAUCCAAAAGAAUGAAUCCAGAUAUCAGUCAUCCCUCCUUGUUUCAGAGAGUCAUGUUCCAAAAAUAUUGAAUAACAGUCUUCAAGAACUGUACAAUCAGAAUGUGCAAAAACUCACUUGAAUGGGAAUUAUCCUGGUUCCAUAAAAUCUUCAAAUUUUUCUCUUUAGCCUCUAUCACAGCUAGCUGGGUCAGAAAGUUUGAGUUGUGGCAAUAUUUGCACCAGAGAUUUAUAAUGUGUUAUUCUGGAAUCUAUUUAGUAGGUAUUCUUGCCCUGUACAAUACUGAAGGAACUCCAGAAUAAAACUUAAUUUGAACGUUUUUACAUUAAAUUCAUUAACCAAAAAUUUGAUUCAAGAAUUUCAUUCCAAUUCUCAAGUAGUCAUUUAAAUCAAUAUUCUUUAUCUUGAUGCAAUGUAGACAUCAAGCAAUCCUCCCUUUUUAAAAAUCAUGAAAAGGGGAGUUUUUCCUUUUUUCGUUGAUACAUAAUAACUCUCUGAGUUUUCUCUUCCUCUCUGGUGAGAUAGGAUAAAUGAAGUUGUACAGUGUAGUUGAAGUGCAAUUUGUAACUUCCUGAUAGUAGAGCUUGAUUGGUGCUUUAAAGAAUACCAGAUUUUCCUUCCCACUAUCAAAACAUCUGCCAAAUCUCUCAUCUUUGAAUGGGCCAGCUAAGAAUUCUGAAUGUUUGCUUAAAUUGAGCAAUUGAGUUCAGACAACCAACAUGUAAUCAGUAAGGAUCAGAUGUGCAAUCUUUGAACCUGCAGGCCCACGACUUCUGUUCAUCAGUCUAGUGUAUCACCCACCACAGCUUUGUUAUUUAGCUUAAUUGUAUGAUUCAAACAAAUUGAAAAACACAGCAAUAAUCUGUGCCUUCUACUAACAACAGGCCAGAUUAAUAUGUUGCUUUUCCAUCUUGAGCCAUCAUGAAGAGUCGACAGUUCCAUAUAUUUCUGAAGUGAGAUUCACUCCCAAUGAUUCAUUGCAUUGUCUGCAACAUUUAGAUUGGAAGGAUUCUUAAAUUUUGUUUCCAGUUAUGUUUUUGUUUAGAGGUCAUUGGUCUGUCUGGCUAGAACAGCAUUUAUUGUUUAUUCCCAAUUGACCCCUGAGAAGGUGCUGAUGAACCACCUUUCUUGAAUUGCUAUACUCCACGAAGAGGUAGGUAUAUUUACAGUUUUGUUAGCAAGAUAGUUCAAAGAUUCAGAAUCAGUGACAAUGAUAAAAUACCAAGUUCCAAGUCAGCAUUGUGUGUGACUUGGAUGGGAAAUUGCAAGUUGUAGCGUUCCCAUGUAUCAUCUGAGCUUGUCCUUCUAAGUGGUCGAGGUCUCAAUUUUGGAAGGAAUUUUGAGUUAGUGGAUCUGAUAUUGAAAGUUGGUAUAAUUAGUUAGGUUCAACUGCAGUGUUUUCACAUGUUUAGCUUGCUAAUCCACCUAACUAGGUUCAUGAUUGAAGAAAAUUAUCUGAGCAAGUUACUGAGGGAAUGGUUAUACCCAUGGUACUGCUCCCAGCAGAUGUCCAUAAUGUCAGACGAUAUGGAGCAAAAACUGAGCAGAAGUGAUACCUAAAAUUUUAAAAUUCCCUCCCAGUUUAUGAUAUAUUCAUCUUGAUCACCUUCUUGUCAGUUAGCCCUGUUUUGGAAAUUUGGGCAGAUUUCUAGUCAGUCAUUUGUACUGGUCAGAAAAUGAUGCACAUCACAAAUCCAAAUUCCGACUAUGUGUUCCUGCAAAGGUUGAAAAAUUGCCUUAUUUUGGGAAGUAUUUUAUUGCUAAUUGCAUUUUAAUUUGAAACAAAACUUUGCUACUGCAUAAUUUACAAUUUAUAAAAUUAAACUAAAUUAAUAUUAAAUGAAUAAAUGUACUAUUGGAAAAGCUAUGCUGGAACAUUAGUGUAGUUUAGUCCCAGUUACCACAUUGAUUUCCAUCUAUGAUCAUACAUUGACCACACACCAUGGCAGGGUUCCCUUAUUCCAGAAUAAUUGUUAUUUUAGGUGCCAUAAACUUUGGAGUUUCUUUAAAUGCAGAACUUGCUGCAGAUUAUAAUAAAUUUCUGUGAUGUUUGUGUAUCUGGACUGAUAUUAUUUAAUUUAUAAUUGAAUAUGUAUUUACUGAGACAAGAGAGGUUUUUGAAUCAGUUUUGGUUUAGGGAAAAUGUAAAUCUUUUCCAGGUCUGCUUUGUUGAUUGAUUCCAUGAAGAUCAGUAAAUAAUAAACAUUAACUAAUCAUUAAAAAUGAUCUAAGUUUGAUACCUGUAAAAUUGCACAUAGCAAGAGUGGUUUAUUAAAGUUCCAGAAAUCUGAGUUUUUACUCAAGCCUUCUAUCCAGAUCAUUACAUGUGUUAUUUAUAAAUGCACUGGGUAAUGUUAUCUGUAACUGUUGAUGUUAAUCAUGCUGUAGUCAUCAUGUGUCUUCAAGUUGCUUGAAGGAAUCAAGAUGUCUAAAGUAUUUUUUCAGGUCUCACUUUGGAUCAAACAAAACUUUCUCUUGUCGUUUGCAAGAUAGAAUUGAAGCUAACAGGAAAUGAUUUUAUAUAAAUUAUAGAAUUUCUGAGCUGCUGAUUUCUGUUUGAAUGUGAAUAUUACAGUGCAACAGCCGCAGAAAGCUUUUACAUCUGUGUUGUCAGCACUAUUGUUUACAGAAAAAAUACUGUGCAAUUGUUCAGAGUAAAUUGUACAUCCAGUUUAUAUCUGAUUACCAAAAUAAGAAUGUAAAAACAGAAAGGGCAAUUCAGCCCAUCCUACUGGUUCCAAUCUCUUGAGAUGAGGUCUUAACCUUUCAAGAUUUUUAAAAUUCUAAGCCUUCUCUAUUAAAUAGGAAAUGAUUAAAUGCUUUUUGUAAUGCUUCUAAAUAGUCAUAAUAUAAAGAAAUUAUUUACUGUAUUAGGUUUGUCUCUGGCUUUUUCUCAGUUUAGCUAAUCAAGUCCUCUGUUUUUGUUCUGUCCUACUUUUGUCUGGUUGAAUUAUACAUAUUGAAUUAUUUCUUUUUUAUGAAGUGUACUUUAAUCAUUUCACAUUUUAGAAUGAUCACCAUACAUUGAACUUGAUUAGUUUUUCUUUUAGCUCAGUUACUUAAACCUGGGAUUUUCUUCCACCCACAACUUCCUACACACCUGGAGCUUUUAGCCUUGAUGGUACUUCCUGCACUGUGGCUGUUGGAUAUUUUAAAGUUUCUUUUGGAGAUUCUGGUUAGAGCUGCAAGUAAUUUAGUUGAUCCCUUUUGGAAGAGUUGUGAUUAAAAUGCUACGAAGAUACGGAGAAUCAGUACAAGGUGCUGUCAACUGCAAUAUGUAAUUCAGAAACUGCAAAAGGUUGUUGAACUGGCACAGUGUUUUGCAUUAAUGCUAAAAUUAGUGAAGAGGUAGUGAUCACUAGACUGCGCAGAAAUUUAUUGACGUUUUCUGAAACCAUUUGGGUUGUUGUGUGUCAAGACAAAAAUGAAGAAUUGGUUUCCAGAACAGAUCAAGCUGCAAAUCAGCAGCAACUCUUCAACCUAAAACAAGGCCAAAAUGCUUUGGUAAGGUGAAAAAAUUACUAAUACCCUUUGAGGCAGUUUUGUUUAAUACACUGUGCAAGAUUAACUCUCCAAUUGCUGCAGAACAUUGUACAACAAUUUUACAGUGUCCAUUUUUCUAUAAGUGAUUAAGAAAUAUGGUGGAUACCAUAUUUAACUUCUCAAAUAUAUAUAGUAUAGGUGCUUGUCUUCCUCCAACCACCAGUGGGGAGCCAAGCACUGAAAGAACACAGUUUACAGAGUCAUAGCUAAAAUGUUGCUGUUUCUCUGACACUCCCUGUGAACACAGCUCCUUGAUAGGCUAUACAAUCACAAAAGUCAGCGCUGAUUUGUAAAAGCUUACAUCAGUAAAAAAAACACUGAAAUGUUUCCUUUUUCCACAAAUCAUUUUGCAUUUGGAUUUGUUAACUAUUGUGCAAAGUCAAAAUCAACUGUGUAUUUGUGGGGAGCAAUAAAAUUAUGUAUUUCAUGCUCAGCUGCUGUUCUUAGAGUGUUUGGUAAUGUUUUGUUUGCAAGAAUACAUUAUA
Molecule: messenger RNA, 6867 nt
Organism: Stegostoma tigrinum
Lineage: Eukaryota; Metazoa; Chordata; Chondrichthyes; Orectolobiformes; Stegostomatidae
Product: SEC14-like protein 2
Exons: 13
Coding region: 436-1869 (477 amino acids)
Cellular component (GO): cytoplasm
Source: RefSeq, a predicted model, not a curated record